Messenger RNA from Maniola jurtina (meadow brown), 2069 nucleotides. RefSeq lists its product as uncharacterized. Bases 72 to 1088 code for a protein of 338 amino acids. Lineage: Eukaryota; Metazoa; Arthropoda; Insecta; Lepidoptera; Nymphalidae. The transcript is spliced from 6 exons. The record is from RefSeq and is a predicted model, not a curated record.
GUCAUUUAGUCGCUCAACCGACACGACGCGUGCGACAUCAGUUUUGGGGAUGUCAAGUGCGAUCGUCUGUUAUGGAUUACACUAAGAUCCCAGAUUUCGCGCUCUUUCGACAAGCCGGCACUGUGAUAGUUAGACUCAAGAUGGACGUGAGGGAAAGCUGUUGCAACCCCGAGGCCUGCCCGAGGUCGGACUACACUAGGAUACUGCACAGACCACCGACUUGUGCUCAAUGUUACAGGACUAGAUCGAAUAGCCAAUAUAGUGACUGUGAUAGUGAUUUUGUGGACCGGUGUCGACCUUAUAGAUCCAGUUCAGCAAAAAGCAGAUACGUCAACGUCUGCGCAGCAGUGUGCCUGGUGCUCCUCGUGGGCGGCCUCUCCCCCCAGUCCUCAGCAGCUCCACACAGAAGAACGAUGGAUCGACAACGCCGCUCUUCAUCGCAGGAGAAUAGUUUCUGGGGAAACCCAUGCGAUUAUGGUUCAAAUCCAGCACCAUCUCAGUAUACAGCAAAACUCGCAAAAGAAGUCUCAUCACAAGCGAGAAACGCCUACGAGUCAACAGCAAAGCACAAAGUGAAAUUUGCACAACUCCACAGUUACCAAAGUUUUGAUGAACUUUUGCCAGUCUGGAGCGGUUCUGACUGGCUUCGGAACUUUACUUGGUUCCCUGAAGAAGGAUUGCCUAAGGAAAAAGUCCUUUAUCAGCCCAUGCCUGAGGCUUAUAUGGAUGCAGUCAUGAGCAAAAUUGACGAGGUAUUGCCGUCGAUGUACAAGGGUUUGAAGAUGGUGGUGGCCGGCCUCUACACCAUCAGCGAGGAUGGACUCAGCAGGGACAUCCUCACAGACGCCGGCUUGAGGGGCAACAUUAGGAGCAGCAUGCAUGAAGUCCGUGCAGUUCUAUGUUUGUUUGAUGAAAUAAUGAGAUCUCGCAAAUUAACGAUACUGCCACUGCCCGACUCGGAAGUCCCAGACAUCAGUCAAGGUGACAAGCUGUCCUUCGCCCUGCUCGUAUACAGGGACACCCUCAACUACUUGGAAUACCUCACGCAAGUGUUCCAGAAGAUGUACGACGUCGACUCUAAGAAUUGAAGCAAUCGGUUGUGUUAACUAAAUUCUGUAAAACUCAUCGGACGACUGCGGGCCUGUUGUUGUUUACCCGAAUUGAUUUGGGCUUCUACUUAAUUUGUUGGUGCUUUUAUUUAUGACUUAAUUGUAAUUACGUAAACGACGCCGCUCGUCGUUGGAGCCUGUAUCGACAAGACUGUCUCAAUACACCGACUUAUCAGAAGUUCUGUUACACGGACUUCGUUAGCUUAGUUUUUUUCAGUAUUUAUUUAUAUUUUUUUCUAUUCUAGCAUUUUUGUAUUGUCUCGGGACAGUCUUGCCUGGUACGGAGCUCUCAGUUCGUGCGCCCGAUACGGUGAAUCUCUUGGGUAGCUCAACUGUUUGCACCUUUGGCUGUUGAUAAAGUAGAAAAUAUCUUUGCCAUUACAUUGCCAUUUUGGUCUAGAGCGAAUUAGUUCCUUUUAUAUAUAUUUUUGUAAAUAGUGACGAAUUUAAUACGUAUUAUUUAUUGUUUAACAGGCAGCUAAACUUUCGAAAUUUCCCGAUAUCCUAGUCAAGGUCUUAACUUAUUUAUUUCUUGAUUAAUCUUCAACUUAGUUUCAAUUAUAUUUUACGGUAUUAUUAGAUUAGUAUUAUUCUCCAUUCCACCAGACUUGGUUGAUGAUGUAUUAGUAAAUUGUUUAGAUGAAUGUCGUGGCUAUGGCUGGUUCAUGAAUUAUUGACAAUUUUUUUAAUUUUUUGUGACUGUGCGGUCGAGGCUGCUAAUUAUUUUAAUUGUACAUUAUAUUUCAUUACUUAACUCGAUUCUUUGUUAACUAUUUAUAUUCCUGUUACAAAUCCAAUGAAAUAUAAACUAGCUUUAAUACAGCAGCUGUUAUUUAUAUUAUUGUAAAGUACAGAGCCAGUGUAUUUAUGACUUAAUCAUUAUUUGUAUAGUUCAAAUAGUAUUUAUAAUUGUGCAAACAUGAUUCUAUGUUUGUGAUAUUAAAUUAUUAUUACAUUUAA